CCAGCCACUGUUGUGCUAACUAGCUGACGCGAUGGUCAUGGCUCGUCCGCAUUUACCCAUGUCAGUCUAGCUAACCUUACCAGUCGAACGGUGUUGUUGACGGAUUUUCUCGCUAAUAGGCUUUAUAUGACUAGUUGGCGAGCGAGCUGACCCUAUUUCAUUAGCUACCACGGUGUGUAGUUAGCGGGAGUUUGCUAAGGAAAGAUAGGUUAGCUAACUAGAUAUAAUCACCAACCACCACGAUGGAACUAGAAGCGAAAGUGAAAGUAGGCGGCUAACUCCGAGAGGACUGGCUGUUUCUCCAUUAACUUGUCCAGUAACUUGUUAUUUAGAAAGUUCGCGUAGAAAAUAGGUGACAAUUUAAUUUAAGGGUGCGUUUCCAUUGAACCAAGUGUUUUGUCGAUAAACUGGGCGUAAUGACGAUACACACAACGUUACAUAACAGUGUUGAUUACAAAUGUAGUGGUUGAAGUGUUUCCAGAACCCAUUUAGACAAGUUGAUCAUUACAUUGGCGACAGCCUAUAUGCCCUCUCACCUCAUGUGGGAGCCAGCAUGGAUAGAACGCAUUCAUUGAAUAAUAUUUGUAACACUUUUUUAGGUUUAAAAACUAGUUCAUUGCAUCUGACAUGGAGGCCAGUUUAAUAAUAUGACCAUAUGUCGCAGCUGCGUGCCGUAGUUUUGAAGUAAUCGCAAACAAAAACAGGCCAUGUUUUAGGGCCUUUUUCACCCUGCUCCUGUACCAGUAGAGCUUCCGUCCCUCUCCUCGCCCCUACCUGGGCUCGAACCAGGGACCCUCUGCACACAUUGACAACAGUCACCCUCGAAGCAUCGUUACCCGCCGCCCCACAAAAGCCGCGAAAAGAGAAAACAACGACUUCAAGGUCUCAGAGCGAGUGACGCCACCGACUGAAAGGCUAUUAUUGUGCAACCCAAGCCAUUUCACAGCGGGUUACACUGCUAUUAGCUCUGAGCACCAACUCUCUUCCCAGCCCAUUGUUCUGCGUUACAAUGCUGGCUUCGCGUUAACCCUGUAGGCUGAGCUCAUGUCAUUUGUUAAUAAUAAGAAUAAGGUUAGCAACUUGGUGGGCAAGCUCACUGUUCGCCUGGGUACACGUUGUUGAUAGCGAUGGCUGGCCCAUAACUACCAUACGGUACACAUGUUCUGGUCAUGGUUAACCAUUAUUUAUUUUCCAGAAAAAAGUAGUAACAUCUAAACACAACUCAUAUCCCUGUCCUCUUUUUCAAGAUGUGUCCGAUUUCAUUCUUCAUUCAAAGACUCAAUCAUUGACACUUACUGACAGAUGUGGCUGCUUUGUAUGAUGUAUUGUUGUCUCUACCUUACUGACCGUUGUGCUGUUGUUUGUGCCCGUUAAUAUUUGUACCAUGUUGUUGUUAUGUUGUGCUGCUACCAUGUUCAGUUGCUACCAUGUUCAGUUGCUACCAUGUUGUUGUUAUGUUGUGCUGCUGCCAUGUUGAGUUGCUACCAUGUUGUUGUUAUGUUGUGCUGCUGCCAUGUUGAGUUGCUACCAUGUUGUUAUGUUGUGCUGCCAUGUUGAGUUGCUACCAUGUUGUUAUGUUGUUUUGCUACCAUGUUGUUAUGUUGUGCUGCCAUGUUGAGUUGCUACCAUGUUGUUGUUUUGUUGAGUUGCUACCAUGUUGUUGUUAUGUUGUGCUGCUGCCAUGUUGAGUUGCUACCAUGUUGUUGUUAUGUUGUGUUGCUGCCAUGUUGAGUUGCUACCAUGUUGUUAUGUUGUGCUGCUGCUAUGUUGAGUUGUUACCAUGUUGUUAUGUUGUGCCUCUGCCAUGUUGAGUUGUUGUUAUGUUGUGCUGCCAUGUUGUUGUUAUGUUGUGCUGCUGCUAUGUUGAGUUGUUACCAUGUUGUUAUGUUGUGCCUCUGCCAUGUUGAGUUGCUACCAUGUUGUUAUGUUGUGUUGCUACCAUGUUGAGUUGCUACCAUGUUGUUGUUAUGUUGUGUUGCUACCAUGUUGUUAUGUUGUGUUGCUACCAUGUUGAGUUGCUACCAUGCUGUGUUGUCAGGUGUUGCUGCCUUGCUGUGUUGUUGUCUUAGGUCUCUCUUUAUGUAGUGUUGUGUCUCUUGUUGUGAUGUGUGUUGUCCUGUAUUUAUAUUGUAUUUAUUGUUUAAAUCCCAGGACUCCGUCCCCACAGGAGGCCUUUUGGUAGGUCGUCAUUGGAAAUUUAAAUUAGUUCUUAACUGACUUGUUGUCCUGUAUUUAUAUUGAGGCCUUUUGGUAGGUCGUCAUUGGAAAUUUAAAUUAGUUCUUAACUGACUUGCCUAUUUAAAGGUUAAAUACAUUUUUUUUUUUUAAAUUAAACAACCAGAAAGACAACCUUUUUCUAUUGAUGAUUUGUUAUCUAAAUGGCAGCUGGGUAAUUUGACAUGUUCAUAAGUGUCGAAUUGAGCGAAUGCUGCGCAGGUUCACUGAGUUGCAAACCAUAUGGAUGGGUUUAGCUCAUUGAUUUGUAGCUCUGACGCUGUUGCUACCCCAGAUUAUGAGCCUAGCAAGUGUCGUGAAUGAGGUAUGAGCUAUAACCUAUACUGUUUUUCCUCUUGAGCUGUUCACACCUACGGACAAAAGGGAAUGAGCUUUCUGCAUUGUACGCUCAAACCGGGUUCGAUUAGAAUGCCUAUUCAGAGUGUCCAGUUUCGAGUGACGCAUCAGUCAGCAUUUGACCGAGUCACACUGAUUUAUUUUUUCUUCACAGAAACAUAUUGCACGAACACAGACAGUCCUUACAAAGUUAUGUCCUGAAUGUAACACAUUUUAUUUUUGGAUGCAAUGUUCAGACAUUCACAGAAGUAAUGAUCGCAUAACACAAUCAUCCAAACCGAGAAAUGUAGGUAACAUUAGUCCUAACUGAGGAAAUAUUGACAUAAUACAAUCCGUCAUAUUUAGAGAAGUCUCGGCUGACAUAAACUACAAUAUGAAUUAGCUAAUAGCAAUUACUAUUCAUAAUUCAUCACAUCACAGGUGAGCUCAACAUUGAUCGAAAUAAUAUAGUAAAACACUUUCUAGAAUCGACAGUAAGCCGACGAUGGGGUAGUUUGUGUUGCCCGCCAUGUUUGUUUUUUAGUGUCAACCUAAGAUAAUAAGAGGAGACCAGAUACAUUUGGUCUGUUUGCAAUAUGCAUGUUGAAAGGGGGUGUGUUGUCUACGAUCAUCCACUUCCAUUCAUUCACUUCUGGAAGUUUACCCGAAAGAUGAGUGAACCAUUCCUUCACCUCAUUAUAACAUCUUUGGACUGACAGAAGUUUACGUGACCUCAGAAUGCAUUGUAUAAUGUCAACGAACCUUGACGCCACACACAGCUGCCAAAUAGCUUAGCAUUAGCUCAUUAUAAUCAACCUUCAAAAAAGCAUUUUACACACAUCAUAGGUGUCCAUUAUAAUCUAUGCAAUAAUCGGAAUGCAUUAUUUGUCACCAGUACUUGAAAACGUGACUAAAACUGUAAAUUCAUUAUGAUACAUACAUACUUCAUGCUACAGUAGAAACAACACGAUAUACAGAAAACAAGGAGCUUACUUUGAUAGGAAAGCACACAUGUCCAAAGUUAUUAUUUGUACGGAAAACAACAAGGGUUAGCGUUAGAAAAUGUCGUGCAGGACACAUGUCUGCAUACAUGAUCUGCGGAAACAUUGGUGAAGUGCGUGGGCUCUCCUCGAAGAGAGAAGUUUGUCCGGCUCAGUAAAACCUCAAACAUGAAUUGUCCUCUGCUGAAAUGGGCAACUUCUAUGUGAGUUAAUGAGGUGGAACACACCUCGAUUUAAACUGUUAGAAAAUAUUUGGAAGAUCUACACCAUUUCAUUCAGGAUAAUCUAUUCUUUCUAAAGAUGUAAGUCGCUCUGGAUAAGAGCGUCUGCUAAAUGACUUAAAUGUAAAUGUAAAUUUGGGCAGCUGACAGCUGGUGUUGAUAGUAUAGAAAGCUGUUAAAGAUGACAUUUUCACUCAUGGAACUUGGGAGGUCGCCCCAUUGUUUCCUAUAGGGGUAUAACUGUCUGUUUCACCAAAAAUCACACUGUGUAUAUUUCGAUUUUUUUUUUAAGUCGUACACCAAUUUAAUCAGGAGAAUCUCCUCUUUGUAAUUAUUUAAGUCUGGGCAGCGAGCUCCGUUGUCAUCGAACAAUAGACCAGAAAUAGUCAGAAGUUGUCAUGUUUCCACUACUUCGUCAUUACGCACACAUAAGCACAGUUGACACUAUCGACGGGUGGAUGUUUACUUUCUACACAAGUUUUUUUUUUUUUUUUCCAGUUUCGUCCAAACAGAUUGUUGUGGUAAAAUGACAAGGGAUACAUUUUGUUGUGACAUUUAGUGUAAAUGGAAUUAUAAGCGUCACUCCAUUCAGAAGAGACUCUGUGAAGCGACAUGGUGCAGCCCCAGGCAGACAUGGCCCUGCAGUGGGAGAUGGCAGGGGAAGAGGGUAACGUGGCUCUUCAGGUUCCUGUUGAGCUGGCAGCCAAUGAGGUGGUGACUAGACUACUGGGAGACAACCAGCAGCUCCGAGAGGCGCUGCAGCGCAGCAACCAGGCCCUGCGUCAGCGCUGUGAGGAGAUGGAGGAAUGGCAGCGGAGGUCUAGAGAAGAGAGAGAGUUCCUCAGCUGUCGUUUCCAGGAGGCCCGGGCGCUAGUGGAGAGACUGGCCAUGGAGAACCAUAGCCUCACCAGCCUGGCCAGCCCCUCUAGCCCCUCCAACCCUGGAGCGAACCAAGGCCUGCUGGUCAACGGCCCCAUCCAUGGCUCGGAGACCAACGGACCUAUGGCAUCCUCUCUGCCUGUAGGAGGAGGAAACAACUUUCUCCAGCUGCUGAAGAGCCACAAAGAGGAGUUGGAAGAAGGGAUGAGAGAUCUGAGGAGGAGGAAUGAAGAGCUGGAGAAAGAGAGGGAGGAGGGAGAGAGAGAGAGAGACUGCCUUCAUCGCUCGGUUGAGCAGCUCCGAACCAAACUGAGUUGUGGUGUUACUGAGGAAACGGCUCAGCGUUCCGAUGCCCCGCCCUCCUCUGACAGCUCCCACCUCUCCAAACUCACAGAGCAGCUUCAAGCCACACAGGGCAGGUACAGAGAGCUGCAGGAGCAGUUAGAUUCCCUCCAGAAGAGUUCAGCUCAGAGAGACAGAACUGAAGUGCUGCUUAAACAGAAGGACAAAGACUGUACCCAGCUGGAUAAGGAUGUGGAGGCGCUGAAGGCCCAGGUGACCUCUCUCCUGGGAGAGCUGAGAGAGAGACAGAGCUGUUUGGACCGGAGCCAGCAGGACCGCAACAUCCUGGACGACAGGCUGAGCAGUACUCGGGAGGCGUUGGCAGCAUCAGAGAGAGAGAUGGAACAACAGAGGAAGCAGCACUCUGUGACAGUAGACAAACUACUGCUGCAGACACACAACCUAGAGACCGCCCUGAAGACUGACCGCCUGGUUAUUACUGAGGAGAGGAGGAAGCUUGCCCAGCUGCAGCACGCCUACACCUGUCUGUUUAAGGACUACGACUCCAAACUCAAGACUGAGGGAGGAGACAUGGUGGUUCGUCUGGAGGAGGCAGAGAGAGCUUUGGCUCUGAAACAGGAUCUGAUUGACAAGCUGAAGGAAGAGGUGGAGCAACAGAGAGGAUCUCUAGAGACGGUUCCUGUUCUGACUGCCCAGGCUGAGAUCUACAAGGCAGACUUCCUAGCGGAGCGGGAGGCCAGAGAGAAGUUGAACCAGAGGAAGGAGGAGCUUCAGGACCAGCUGAACAAAGCACUGGCUGAGCUGGAGCGUCUGAGACAGGAGGGGACCUCACGGGCUCGGAUGGAGAAGAUGCAGCAGAGACACCUGGAGGUCUUCAGACCACCACGACCCCACAUCACCCCCCAAUCAGGGAGUGCCUUUAACUCCUCCUCCCGCAGCGUGGGAUUGUCUGCAGAGGGAGUGGCUGGGGGAGUGGCUGGAGGCGGGGCUGAAGAGCUUCCUGACUACCGCUGUCCAAAGUGCCAGUACCAGGCCCCCGACAUGGACACACUGCAGAUACAUGUCAUGGACUGUAUCCAGUAACACACACACACACACACACACACACGAGUGGCAGGGGGUGUCUCUGGAGGCGGGGCUGAAGAACUUCCUGACUACCGCUGUCCAAAGUGCCAGUACCAGGCCCCCGACAUGGACACACUGCAGAUACAUGUCAUGGACUGUAUCCAGUAACACACACACUUAGACAGAUUGGGGGGCUGAAACAACAGUAGCUCAUCAGCAUGAUGACAUCAUUGUCAUAGACCUCUUUCCUUCCCACCAUUUACAGUCCUCCCCCCCAUAACCCUCUUUUUCUCUCUCCAUAUCAAUCUUUACAUAUUUUAUUUAUUUAACUAGGCAAGUCAGUUAAGAACAAAUUCUUAUUUACAAUGAAGGCCUAGGAACAGUGGGUUAACUGCCUUGUUCAGGGGAACAGUGGAUUAACUGCCUUGUUCAGGGGAACAGUGGGUUAACUGACCUAAAACAGUGGAUUAACUGACUUGUUCAGGGGAACAGUGGGUUAACUGCCUUGUUCAGGGGAACAGUGGUUUAACUGACCUAGGAACAGUGGGUUUACUGCCUUGUUCAGGGGAACAGUGGUUUAACUGACCUAAAAACAGUGGAUUAACUGACUUGUUCAGGGGAACAGUGGGUUAACUGACCUAAAAACAGUGGAUUAACUGCCUUGUUCAGGGGAACAGUGGGUUAACUGCCUUGUUCAGGGGAACAGUGGAUUAACUGACCUAAAAAUAGUGGAUUAACUGACUUGUUCAGGGGAACAGUGUAUGAACUGCCUUGUUCAGGGGCAGAACAACAGAUUGUUACGUUGUCAGCUCGGGGAUUUGAACUAGCAACCUUUCAGCUACAAGUCCAACGCUCUAACCACUAGACUACCUGCCACUCUCUCUCUCCAUAUCAAUCAUUCUCUCUCUCUCCAUAUCAAUCUCUCUUUCUCUCUCUCCAUAUCAAUCUCUCUCUCUCCAUAGCUCUCUUUCUCUCCAUAUCAAUCUCUUUCUCUCCAUAUCAAUCUCUCUCUCUCCAUAUCAAUCAUUCUCUUUCUCUCUCCAUAUCUCUCUUUCUUUCUCUCCAUAUCUCUCCCUCCUUCCUGCUAUCCCUCUCAGGCUGAAAGUGUUAAUGAGUCUUCUGACCCUGUGUACCAGGGUUUAUUCAUUACGGAAACCGUUUAAGAACCAAACUGAAGCAAACAGAGCAAAACAAGUUUCUAUUGGACAAAUUCAGGUAGGUCCCGCCCCGUUUUGUUCUGUUUGCUUCAAGUUAGGAAACGUUUUGCAACAAAUUGAAUACCGCCCUGUGGUGUCUGUCAGUAUGUAAGAGCAUGAUAAUUCACCAUGGCCAUUUGUGUGAGUAUUGUCUGUAAUUCUAGGUCUUUUGAGUACAGUGUUUUAAAUUGUUGUAUUAGAGACGUAAUAAAUAUAUAAAUAUUGACAUA
Messenger RNA from Oncorhynchus masou masou (cherry salmon), 7445 nucleotides. RefSeq names its product NF-kappa-B essential modulator-like. The coding region runs from base 4385 to 6037 and encodes 550 amino acids. NCBI's taxonomy places the organism in Eukaryota, Metazoa, Chordata, Actinopteri, Salmoniformes, Salmonidae. The record is from RefSeq and is a predicted model, not a curated record. Gene Ontology annotation, cellular component: nucleus; IkappaB kinase complex; cytoplasm. The transcript has 14 exons. Gene Ontology annotation, molecular function: K63-linked polyubiquitin modification-dependent protein binding. Gene Ontology annotation, biological process: positive regulation of canonical NF-kappaB signal transduction.